AUGGCGAAAAGUAGCAAAAAGUCCACUCGUAAAUUCGAGAAGAAUCAUCUUAAGGAUACAUUGGAAAAGCGCAAAGAUGGCGCAAAGUUCAAGCAGCGACAACAAAUGAAAACAAAACGAGCAGCCCGAAACGCUAAGGAUGCCGAAUUUUUGGGAGGAAAAGAAGACGGAGAGGAAGGUUCAGCUAAACCAGCUGUGAAAGAGGACGCAUUUGGAAAGAUGAGCGUUGAUGACUUCUUCCAAGGUGGUUUUGCAGUUCCAGAAAAGCUUGAGAAAAAAUCGAAAGCAAAGAAGGGAGCAGAGAAUCUUGGAAAGAGGAAGAGAACUGAACCCGAGGAAGAGGAAGAGGAAGAGGAAGAGGAAGAUGAUGAAUCAUCCGACGACUCAGAUGGAGAGGCUCCUGUAAUGAGCGACAGUGAAAAUGGUGAUGACGACGAGGAAGGAUUAACUGGCAUGAGCAAGAGUGCUAUGGAUGCUCUAGCUGAGAAGGACCCGGAUUUCUACAAAUACCUAAAGGAGAACGACCCUGAAGCUUUGAAUUUCGACGACGAUGGAGACUUUGCCGGAGUUGACGAAUUAAGCGGUGACGAAGAGGAGCAACCCAAGAAGAAGAAACAAAAGAAAUCGAAGAAGGCAAAGAAGGCGAAGACCGAGGAAGUAGUGGAGGAGGAGAAGGAAGAAGAAGACGAAGAAGAAGAAGCGGAAGAGGAAGAUGCCUCUGAGGUUACAAAAGCUAUGGUGAAGAAGUGGAAUAAGGCAAUGACCGAGCAAAAGUCUUUGCGGGCCAUGCGACAAGUUGUUCUAGCUUUCAGAGCAGCUGCGUACGUCAAUGAAGACGACGGAAAGGAAUACAAAUACUCGAUAUCGAAUCCCGAUGUCUACCACGAGCUCUUGCUUACUGCUUUGAAGCAAGUUCCCGAGGUACUUAAUCACCACCUUCCGGUCAAGGAGUCUGCCGCCGGAAAAGUCCGAGUAUCAACAGAUUCGAAAAAAUUCAAGACGCUGUCGCCCCUCUUAAGAUCCCACAUUACCUCUGUUCAACAUCUCCUCGCUUCUCUAUCCGAUGCCUCUACUCUCAAACUCACACUUUCCUCUGUCAUACCACUUCUCCCAUAUCUAUUAUCGUUCAAGAAGGUCCUCAAAAAUGUCGUCAAGACCGUAGUGGACAUCUGGUCCGAUGCCUCGAGCACAGAAGCAACCCGAAUCACUGCCUUCUUGGUCAUCCGACGUUUGGCAAUAAUUGGUGAUGCUGGACUACGGGAAGCCGUUAUGAAGACAGUGUACCAAGGCUUGCUCAAAGGGAGCCGGAAUACCACCAUACACACCAUUCAGGGAAUAAAUCUUAUGAAGAACUCCGCUGCUGAACUGUGGGGAAUCGAUCAAGAUGUUGGAUAUACCACCGGAUUUACAUUCAUUCGUCAAUUGGCAAUUCAUUUGCGAAGCAGCAUCACAAACAACCAGAAGGAAUCAUACAAGCAAGUUUACAACUGGCAAUACGUCCAUUCUCUUGAUUUCUGGUCGACUGUUCUAGCCGAGCACUGCAAUUCUUUGAAGGAGGCUGAAACAGGGAAACAAUCUCAACUUCGACCACUCAUAUACCCAACUGUUCAAGUCACCCUUGGAGCUAUGCGUCUCAUUCCAACUUCUACUUAUUUCCCUCUACGAUUCCACUUAAUCCGUUCGUUACUUCGUCUUUCGCGAGCCACUGGAACAUACAUUCCUUUAGCAUCUGUAUUGCUUGAGGUGCUUAAUUCCGCGGAAAUGAAGAAGCCCCCGAAGCCGAGCACACAAAAAUACUUGGACUUUACAUCCAAUUACAAAGCUCAAAAAUCGUAUCUUCGUACACGAAUCUACCAAGAUGGUGUUGGAGAGCAGGUAGCUGAAUUACUUGCCGAGUUUUUUGUGCUCUGGUCCACUAGCAUUGCACUUCCAGAACUUACAUUGCCGGUUGUUGUAAUGCUAAAGCGAUGGCUUAAAGAUGCUUCGAACAAGAGCACCGGAAACAAGAACAACAAAGUAACUUCUAUGUUCGUACUCCUCGUUCAAAAGUUGGAGGCAAACUCGAAAUGGAUUGAGGAAAAGAGGGCCAAGGUUGAGUUCGCACCCAACGAUCGAGCUGGCGUGGAUGGCUUCUUGAAAGGGUUUGAAUGGGAAAAGACUCCACUAGGAGCAUUUGUUGUGGGACAAAGAAAGCAGAGAGAGGAGAAGGCAAAGAUGUUGGAAGAGGGAAGAAGGGCGGAAGAUAGAAAGAGAAAGUUGGAACGGGAGCAGGAAAAGGAGAUGGGAGGUGAAGAGGACUCUGAGGAUGCUUCAGAUGAGGACGAAGACUCCGAGGCUGGCUUUGAGGACGAAGAGUAA
Sclerotinia borealis F-4128 is the source of this 2358-nucleotide messenger RNA. The record is from the annotation of a GenBank genome assembly. NCBI's taxonomy places the organism in Eukaryota, Fungi, Ascomycota, Leotiomycetes, Helotiales, Sclerotiniaceae.